AUGUCGGGUGCACCAUAUCUAAAACGGGAAAAUAGAAAAUUUGUUAAUAGUUCUGUUUCUGUAACAGACAGUUUUGGAAAUGCAUUUUCGAACAAAUUUAGGAAGAUUCUUGAUGGCAUUCUAAUUGUGAAUGAGAUUGUGGAUAAGGCGAGGAGGAAGAAAAAGGAAUUGCUUAUGUUCAAAGUUGAUUUCGAGAAGGCGUAUGAUUCAGUGGAAUGGAGUUUCUUGGACUACAUGAUGUCAAAGAUGGGUUUUCACGAAAAAUGGAGGCGUUGGAUAGCUGAAUGUUUAAAAUCUACAGCGGUGUCUAUUUUAAUUAAUGGCAACCCGACUAACGAGUUUAUGAUGGAAAGAGGAUUACGGCAAGGAGAUCCGUUGUCUCCAUUCUUAUUCCUCAUUGUUGUGGAAGGCUUCAAUAUGCUGAUCAAAAAGGCGCUUGAUUGCAGCAAAUUCAUAGGGUACAAAUUCGAGAAAGGAACUGAUCGAUUCACACAUCUGCAAUAUGCUGAUGAUACCUUGAUUAUUGGAGAGAAAAAAUGGAUAAAUAUCAGGAUUAUCAAGGCGAAUUUAUUGUUUUUUGAAGCUGUCAGGCCUAAAAGUUCAUUUCAACAAGAGCUCGAUUGCCUUCCCAUUGGUGCCAACCCGACAUGGCAGCUUGUUAUAGAGGCGGUUAGAGGCAGACUUUUGAGAUGGAGAAGCUGUUACAUUUCUUUUGGUGGUCAUUUAGUGCUUAUCAAAUCCGAUCUACUUUCUCUCGUUCUUCAAGGCUCCGACAGGCACGGGUUGUGGUUAAAAGCGUUGAAGAAUAGAUAUGGGGAAAUAGAGGUCAUGAGGGGUAUAGCUAGUAGAAAAGAUUCAAAUUGGUGGAAAAAGCUUUGUGAUUUAGAAAUAGGGGAAUGGGGAAACUCGAGUUAUUUUUCUAUUAAAGAGAUGUAUAAGGACUUUACAAUUUCCGGGCGUAUUCAUUCUGUGUUAACGUGGACUAAGAUUUGGCACAAAGCGGUUCCAACAAAAAUUUCCUGUUUUGGCUGGAGGUUGUUUCAUAAUAGUUUAGCUACUAAGAACAACCUGUAUAGAAGGAAUGUUAUAGGUCAAGGUUCCACUAGGUGUAUUGGGGAAUGCAGCGCCGAUGAAUCUAUAUCUCACUUGUUUUUCGAGUGUCCCUUUUUUUCAGGUAUUUGGCAAUUCAUUUGCAAGUGGCUUCGGAUCUCCACUGCUCUCCACAGAGAAAGUAUGGCUCAUUUUACACAAUUUGAAGGUCUGAUUGGAGGUGAUAAGGAAAUAUCAUCGAAAGCUUGUGUGAUUUGGUAUGCAUGUGUUUGGAGCAUUUGGAAAGCUAGGAACGCCAAAAUCUUCCGCAACAUAGAAGUGGAAAUAGUAAAGCUGAUUGAAGACAUUAUUGAGUGUUCUUGGAGAUGGUUGUCUUCAAUUAAUGGGAAUGUGCAAGUAAACUAUGCUCAAUGGAGGAUUAAUCUUAGGCCAUGUCUUGGCCUAGAUUUUUAA
This is a messenger RNA of Vicia villosa (hairy vetch), 1503 nucleotides long. RefSeq lists its product as uncharacterized. NCBI's taxonomy places the organism in Eukaryota, Viridiplantae, Streptophyta, Magnoliopsida, Fabales, Fabaceae. The coding region runs from base 1 to 1503 and encodes 500 amino acids. The transcript has 4 exons. The record is from RefSeq and is a predicted model, not a curated record.